UUUAUACACAAACGAUCCCUUUAAUAACAAAGUUCGACGAGCUUACCUAACAGUUGUAUCAUCGCUUUGUCCCUUUGGUUGAUAAGUCAGAAAAAAUGUCUCUCCAUCAUAAUCUUUUCAGGCAAAUGCGAGUGAUAAUGUCUCCGCUGUCGAGGAGAAUGGCCUCCUCAGCUGGUUCCUCUGAUGGAGAGGCUUGUGGCAGAAGUCAGCCCAAGAAAGCCAAGACUCCCAUUGGCAAACUAGAUGACCAGGAGACCCCAGCUGGCCAGCACCCAUUCCAGGAAAAAGAACCAUUAGAAGCAUUCCCCGAUAAUGUUAACCCAAACACAGGGGAGGUCGGAGGCCCUCGGGGACCGGAACCAACACGCUAUGGGGACUGGGAGCGCAAGGGCCGUGUCACUGAUUUCUAGUCUGUGGCAGUGGAUGCAGUGGAUUUGGCAAGGUCUCAGGGAGCUGUUGAUGAAAACGUAGCUUGGUCAAGGAGAAAUGUCAGAAGAACAGUCAGAUUGUUUGUAGAUAAAAAUGACUACACAGAGACUUGACUGAUAAUAAUCAUGAUGUUACUUAAUGUACUUUUUUGUUAGUAUCUGAGAAUAUGUAGGUAACACUAUAAUUUUUCUUAAAUCCUGAAUAUUUGACAUUUAUUUAACAGGUGCAUUUUGUCUUUGUUUGAAUCUUUAUUUCCUUUUUCAUUUUUAUUCUUAUGCUUCCCAAGGAAGUGUUUCUAAUAUUGAUUUUUCACUUAGUGAUAAUGACUAUCCAUGCAAUUCGAUACUUAACUCUAAAGUCGACUGAUUAUGAACUGUGAUGCUUAUUUUUAAAAUUCACUGUAAAUAGAAUUAUGAAGAACUGGUAUAUUUUGUUUGAUCUGGUUAACUUGCAGUGCCUGUUGCUCUGUGCAUUGCUAGUCAUGUCUAGAAACUUAUAUUUCAUCUGUAUAUACUAUUUAAAAGAUAAUGAAUAUGUUGCAGAGAC
This is a messenger RNA of Penaeus monodon (black tiger shrimp), 975 nucleotides long. RefSeq names its product succinate dehydrogenase assembly factor 4, mitochondrial-like. Gene Ontology annotation, biological process: mitochondrial respiratory chain complex II assembly. The coding region runs from base 96 to 410 and encodes 104 amino acids. Gene Ontology annotation, cellular component: mitochondrion. NCBI's taxonomy places the organism in Eukaryota, Metazoa, Arthropoda, Malacostraca, Decapoda, Penaeidae. The record is from RefSeq and is a predicted model, not a curated record. The transcript has 4 exons.